UCAAUGAUUGCUGCGCCCAUUACUUGAACAACACCUAUCUUUCACAGGUUGCAACCGUGAGGGCUGUUAACGUUCCCGCAGCUACCUUCCCUUCUUUGGGAAGGUCUAUUGAUGCUGGAUCAUCGCAUUUAGGGUAUAUAUAACCCUUGAGAGUUACUGUAUCUCAAUAUCACCUUCUAACACCCAAGCCUCCAACAUGCAAUCUGCGAAUAUGUUGAUCAUCGGCGCCUUCCUCAUCGGCGCGGUGAGGGCAGCCAGCGGCAACAGCACAGUCGGUGUCGAAACGCCAACAAUAGUCUCCACAGUAUUUAAAUACGACCCAAGCAAAGCCGCAGCAAUCGCGGCAGGCGUAUUGUACUCCGUCGCCAGCCUAUGCCUGUUCACGCGCUUAUUCAUGAACAAGGCAUGGUGGGGACUUUGUCUCCCUAUCGCCUCAACCUGUCAGUUUUCACCAUCCACCUCGAAAUACGUGUUGAUUGUUAAAACAGUGAUGUCCGUUGGCUUUUUUAUGCGUAUACCCAUGGCGACGAACCCAAAUUCUCUCCCGAUUUUCAUGGCCCAACAACUCCUCACCUUGUUACCGCCUGCCGCAUACCUUGCCUUCAAUUAUAUCCUUUAUGGGCGUUUCAUCGUGCAUUGUGUGGACAGACGCUACUCUUGGAUAAAACCAGAGAAAGUUGCCCGGUACUUCGUUAUCAGCGAUAUCACGACAUUCCUCAUACAGGGUGGAGGUGGCGGUCUAGAAGCGUCGACAAACACGACAAGUGCAAAGUUGGGCGCGGACAUACUACUCGCCGGAUUAGUUCUUCAGACAGUCUCAUUUGCGUUCUUCAUGAUCCUAGUUGUGCAUGCAUGGCAUUGUAUUGUUCGAGACGGCCUUAUGUUCCGCAAGGAGCCGUGGGGGCAAAUUCUUUGGAUAUUGAUGUUUUCUUCAACAGCCUACAUGAUUCGUUGUAUCUACCGUGUCACUGAGCUUGGUCAAGGAAAUGGCGGCUAUCUCCUCACACAUGAAAUCUAUUUUUACCUCCUCGACUCCCUGCCACUGUUGAUUGGUAUUUGCACAUACAUCAUCUACUGGCCAACGAAGUAUCUCGAAGCGUCGGUCAAGCCUGUCUAUGAUACUGAAAUGACGGGACGAGUUUAGAGUUCUGUCGUCACUGCGAAAAUUCACUCGGGUGCAUGGACCGUACAUAAUACCCUCAUAAGGGCACUGGACUAUAUAUGUUACAAUAUGUUACAAUAAUCCGCUGCGAUGCAACAAUGUUCUGUAGAUCGGUUCCUUGGCCGCACAAUAUCCUACGUAUAUGUUUCGGAGGCUCGGAGCGAAUAGGAAAGCAAUUGCAUGACAUCAUUGCGUUAUGCCUUUAAUGUACUCCAUGCCGACAACGCCCGUAACCAGUGCAGGCGUACUAAAAUCUUAACGCUAAAACUCGAAUGCUACUCCUGCA
Molecule: messenger RNA, 1448 nt
Organism: Suillus plorans
Lineage: Eukaryota; Fungi; Basidiomycota; Agaricomycetes; Boletales; Suillaceae
Product: RTA1 like protein-domain-containing protein
Exons: 6
Coding region: 197-1144 (315 amino acids)
Cellular component (GO): fungal-type vacuole; plasma membrane
Source: RefSeq, a predicted model, not a curated record